This is a messenger RNA of Styela clava, 2688 nucleotides long. Lineage: Eukaryota; Metazoa; Chordata; Ascidiacea; Stolidobranchia; Styelidae. The record is from RefSeq and is a predicted model, not a curated record.
CUCUUUUCUUUUCAAUGGAUUCAUUGUACUGUGCAAUUUUUGUUAACAGAUGGUAGUUAAACAUGAUUAGGAAAUUAUCAUUAUUGCUGGUUUUAUUUCUUUGUAUAUCAUGCCAAGCCUUAGAAGAUGCACCAAAAAAGACGAAUGUGGACUCUUUGCCUCAAGAAAUCAAAAGCACAGCGUCUGAUAAUUUUACAACAACAACAACAGCAAUAAGUACAACAACAGAAGAUGAAGGAAAAAAGCAAGUUGAAGAAGCCAUAUCAAAUAUUCAAACUGGCCAAGAAGCCCAGAAGGAAGAACAGAGCAGUAGCAUGAAGAUUUUCUUUAUUUUAAUUGUUUUAGCACUAUGCAUAUUGCUCACUCAUCUUCUUAUCAAAUUUAAAUUUCAUCUUUUGCCAGACAGUGUUGCUGUUGUAUUUUUAGGGGCUGCUAUUGGAGGGGUAGUAAGGAUGAUGCAAAAAGCAGGAGUUGGAAAUUGGCUGGAUGCAGAGAUGUUGAGUCCAAAUACAUUUUUCCUGUUAUUGCUUCCACCAAUCAUUUUUGAAGCCGGAUAUUCUUUACAUAAGGGAAACUUUUUUCAAAACAUCGGAUCUAUAUUGGUAUUUGCUGUGAUCGGAACAACAAUAUCUGCAAUGUUUGUAGGCGGAGGAAUUUAUUUGAUGGGAGUUGCAGGAAUUGCAUAUAACCUUACUUUGUUAGACAGUUUUGCAUUUGGAUCUCUCGUAUCAGCAGUAGAUCCUGUAGCAACUAUUGCAAUAUUUAAUGCAUUAAAUGUUGAUCCUGUUCUCAAUAUGUUGGUGUUUGGCGAAAGUAUUCUCAACGACGCAGUGUCGAUUGUACUGACAAACACUUUUCAAGCAUUAGCAAAUGAAACGGAGGAUGACACAUCCUCAAGAUUCGCUCAUGCAAUCACAGACUUCUUAAGAAUGAUGUUUGGAUCUGCGUUACUUGGUGUUCUGCUGGGUUUAAUCAGCGCAUUGUUGAUGAAGUGGGUUGAUUUACGUAAAACUCCUUCUUUGGAGAUGGGAAUGAUGUUGAUAUUUUCAUAUAUUCCAUACGGCCUUGCAGAAGGACUAAAACUCUCAGCUGGAUUUUCAGGCAUAAUGGCAAUACUGUUUGCUGGGAUAGUUAUGUCACAUUAUACACAUCACAAUCUAUCACUCGUGACACAAAUAAACAUUCAGCAGACUCUCAGAACACUGGCUUAUAUGGCAGAAACAAGUGUGUUUGCAUAUCUUGGAAUGGCAAUCUUCAGUUUUCAACACAAUUUUCAACCAGCAUUUGUUAUUUGGAGUAUUGUUCUCCUGUUACUUGCCAGAGCCCUCAAUAUUUAUCCUUUAUCGUGGAUAUUAAAUCAUUUCCGAGAUACAAAAAUAACAAAAAGAAUGCAGUUUAUCAUGUGGUUCAGUGGUUUGAGAGGAGCCAUUUGUUAUGUUUUAAGUCUUCAUCUGGAGCUUGACAGCGAUGAAAAACGUCAAGUUAUCAUUACAACUUCUCUAAUUAUUGUUUUGUUUACUUUAUUAUUACUUGGUGGAGCAACGUUCCCAGUUGUCAGGUGUCUGAAAGUUCAGGAUUUAAAAACAGUCGGACUCGGUUUAACAAUGAGUAAAACUGAAGAGUUAGGAAAAGCGAUCGAAUCAGAUCAUAUUUCUGAGCUAACGGAAGAAGAAUACGAAGAAAAAUAUAUUUCUGCGAGACCAGAAUUGAAAGGAUUUGCAUAUUUUGAUGCAAAAUAUCUAAUGCCGUUUUUUACAAGAAGAAUAACAAAAAUGGAAUUGAUUAGAAAUAGAACUCAAAUGCAACAAUUAACCAACAAAUGGUAUGAGGAGGUCAGAGGUCGGCCGUCAGCUUCAGAAGACGAAGAAGAAACUGAAAUUUAAAACAUAGGGUGCGAUCAUGUGUGCCUUUGUGAGUGGCGAAUGGUGAAGCCAUAUAAUGUUCCAUAUUGCAUUGCCAUGUAGAUGAUUUGUUGCGUUUUCUUUCUUGCUAUUUUUACGUAUAAAAUUUGAAGUGUCCUUUUUACUUUUUAUAUACUCUAAGGUACAGACUAUUCUCGAUGCAGUGCCAAUAUUUUAAGUAGUUUGAUACCUUCCAGAAUUAGUAUUUGUAACAUUAUCAUAUACUGAAUGUCUGAUAUUUUCAGGCUUUUCUUUAUAGGUUAUUAAAUUCUAACAGCCCGGCAGAUGACUUCAAGAUUCAGUCAGGUCGUAUUGCUGUCUCUCAGUCCACAUCAGAAUUCAUGUAAUAAUAAUAACCCGUUUAGUCACAACUCACAAAUGUACUUUUUUUGGAUGACAACUAAUAAUAAAUCUUUCUAAGUCUCUGGAGAAGUGACUUCUAUGGUGUGGAGCCUAUUAACUGAGUGUCAGAGAUGCUGUAUAAACUAUAUUGCGAUUUUUCUUUUAGUUCUCCUUAUAUAUGCUGUAAUUGAAAUGAGAGUUGGCAAAUAAAAUUCAGUAUUUCGAAAUAUAUGUUAAAUAUAAUCUUCAAGCUCUGUUGUAAGAGUGUAUCGUUGUUGUACCACUGUGCUUAUUUUAUCACUUAUAUUUGUGUUGUCCUGUAUGCGCACACAUAUUGGGAAUAUGGUGUCUGUGGGAUUGGAAUGUGGCACGUUUACUUUAUACAUGCAAUGAUUCAAUCGUGUUUGUCAAUUUGGUUUUUAAAAAUAAAAAUUGCAUGAUGUUG